AUGGGCAACCAAGCAGGUGGGAGACAGAGCCUUGGUUAUACCCGAGUUGAUCAUUACAAUUAUCUCCGUACUAAACGUCAGUGUGACUUAAAGUAUGGUGAACCGGGGAGUUUGUUACGGUAUUUUGUGAAACAAACCAGACUCAAUCCCUCUUUUACUUACAGCUUACAGUUGGAUACAGAAGAGCAGAUAACUAAUAUUUUUUGGGCCGAUCUGAGAAUGAUAAUAGAUUAUGCGCUUUUUGGUGAUGUUGUGACGUUUGAUACAACAUUUUGUACAAACAAGGAGAAUAGGCCUUUUGGUAUUUUUUGUAGAUUUAACCAUCACAGAGGAGUUGUUAUAUUUGGGGCAGCUCUUUUAUAUGAUGAGACGGCUGAAUCAUUCAAAUGGUUGUUUGAGACUUUCUUGGAAAGUCAUGAAAAAAAGAAGCCUAUAACAAUUUUUACAGAUCAAGAUGCCGCAAUGGCAAAUGCAAUUCAAAAGUGUUUCCUGAAACAUGUCAUUGUUUGUGUACUUGGCAUUUGA
This is a messenger RNA of Telopea speciosissima, 525 nucleotides long. Its product is annotated as protein FAR1-RELATED SEQUENCE 5-like. Lineage: Eukaryota; Viridiplantae; Streptophyta; Magnoliopsida; Proteales; Proteaceae. Gene Ontology annotation, biological process: regulation of DNA-templated transcription. The transcript has a single exon. The coding region runs from base 1 to 525 and encodes 174 amino acids. The record is from RefSeq and is a predicted model, not a curated record.